Salvia splendens (bonfire salvia) is the source of this 1482-nucleotide messenger RNA. Its product is annotated as UDP-rhamnose/UDP-galactose transporter 6. NCBI's taxonomy places the organism in Eukaryota, Viridiplantae, Streptophyta, Magnoliopsida, Lamiales, Lamiaceae. The transcript is spliced from 7 exons. Bases 273 to 1274 code for a protein of 333 amino acids. The record is from RefSeq and is a predicted model, not a curated record.
AAUGAACGCACCAAAAAAACAAAACAAAAUGAAGAAAAAUCAAUCUUUCCCAAAUCAAAAUCCAAAGCCGGCAGUCACGACCCAUGUUAGAAUAAUCGUUGAAAGAGAGAGAUGACUAGUUGACAAGACGGCUCGAAUUCUUCCUCAAAUUCCAAGUUUUUCCAUAAUAUCUCCACUGAUUUCUUUUUGCUUGGACAGGUGCAGGGGUAAAGGGACUGAUGCAGUGCAGCUUCUUCUAGCAAAUAGCUUAUCUGUUUGAAAUUGUGAAGAGAAUGUCUCCAAAAAGCAAGGAGGAAAACAAGGUAGCUCUUGAUUUGGCUGCUUGGUUGUUCAACAUUGUCACCUCAGUUGGAAUCAUCAUUGUCAAUAAAACCUUGAUGGCUUCCUAUGGUUUCACUUUCGCUACAACUUUAACUGGCCUGCAUUUUGCUGCCACGACCGUGAUGACUCUAAUCCUCAAACGGCAUGGAUACAUCCAGAGCUCGACUCUCCCAGUGUCGGAUCUUGUGAAGUUCGUCUUGUUUGCGAAUUUCUCUAUCGUUGGGAUGAAUGUGAGCUUGAUGUGGAACUCAGUCGGAUUCUAUCAGAUCGCGAAGCUGAGCAUGAUCCCUGUCUCGUGCCUCCUCGAAGUCGUGCUGGACAGAGUGAGGUACUCGAGGGACACCAAGCUGAGCAUUGUGGUCGUUCUGUUGGGCGUGGCGAUCUGUACAGUCAGCGACGUGAGUGUUAAUGCUAAGGGGUUCGUCGCUGCUGUCAUCGCCGUUUGGAGCACUUCUCUGCAGCAGUAUUUUGUUCAUUAUCUUCAACGGAAGCACUCCAUUGGUUCGUUCAACUUGUUAGGCCACACGGCACCACCCCAGGCUGCAUCGUUGCUGCUGGUCGGGCCCUUCAUGGACUACUGGCUGACGAGCAAGAGGGUAGACGCGUACAACUACACCUUCUCAUCAACUAUGUUUGUUGGAAUGUCUUGUGCCAUUGCAAUAGGAACCAAUCUAAGCCAGUUCAUCUGCAUAGGAAGAUUCACAGCCGUUUCGUUCCAAGUGCUCGGGCACAUGAAAACCAUCCUCGUGCUAACGCUAGGCUUCCUUUUCUUCGGGCGAGAGGGGCUCAACCUACAUGUGGUUGUCGGGAUGGUGAUUGCAGUGGUUGGGAUGGUAUGGUACGGUCAUGCCUCGUCUCAGCCAGGUGGGAAGGAACGGGUCUCGUCUAGCAACAAACUAGACGAGGAAGCAGUCGCACUGGUGAAAUCAAACGAGGCGGAGGGGAAGGUCUAGCCGUGGCAGAAUGAGCUUGUGUGAGGUGAAUUUUGGCACUAAAUGGUAGAGAUAUAUACAUAUAGGAUUUGUCAUUUGUUGAUUGAACUCACUUGAAACUGAUAUAGUGUUUCAGGAUAAGUGAGUCUAGAUUGUCAUUGCCAAGAAUUUGCAUAUUCUACAAUGGCUUUCAAUUAAAAGAAAUAGAUAAAUUCCUUAUGAAGCUAAA